Rubroshorea leprosula is the source of this 1064-nucleotide messenger RNA. Lineage: Eukaryota; Viridiplantae; Streptophyta; Magnoliopsida; Malvales; Dipterocarpaceae. The record is from the annotation of a GenBank genome assembly.
CUUCCGCCCAUUUUCCACACUCAUUUUCCAGCGGUCUGAUCUCGCUUUGUUAUCAGGGAGUGACCUGAAAUCGGAACACAAGCUCUCCCGCAGAUAUUCCAUCUCACUAUGUGGAGAAGAGCAGUGUCUUCUCACCUAAAAACCGUAGCUGCCGCUGCCGCCGCGGCCUGCCGAUCCGCCUCUCGCACGCCGCCACUUAGAUUCAAAUCCUACAUUUAUCCUUCCGUCUCCGUUUCCAUACUCAGUCGUCAUUUCGCCUCUGAAUCAGCGGACACUUCUGUGAAGAUGAGUGUUGAGGACAUAAAUCCUAUUGCCACCGGACACGAGCGCGAGGAGCUUGAGGCUGAAGUCCAGGGGAGCAAAAUUCUUGAAGAUGUAAACAAUCCUGUUGGUCCUUUUGGCACAAAGGAAGAUCCUGCUGUUAUCAAAUCCUUCUAUGACAAGAGAAUAGUUGGAUGCCCAGGAGGUGACGGUGAGGAUGAGCAUGAUGUUGUCUGGUUUUGGCUGGAGAAAGGCAAGCCACAUGAGUGUCCAGUGUGCUCACAGUACUUUGUGUUGGAAGUAGUGGGCCCUGGAGGACCUCCAGAUGGACAUGGCGACGAUGAUGAUCAUCACCAUUGAUUGUUUUAACCAUCUCGUUUUCUGUUGGAAUAAAAUCAAGGAAGAUGAGACAAUGUCCAAUAUACAGUGCACCUUCAAAAGUUGAAAAGCAUUUUUCUAAUGUCAUGUUUGUUUUCUAUUUUCUCCCUUGGUUCUUGUGGUCCAUUGCUUUUGCUUAGAGUAUCACUUUUUUGGUUAUUGAGACAGCGGUUGGUCAUCUUUUUGGAACCCUGGAUCUUAUUAGGUUAACUAUAAGGCACAGCCAAAUAAGUGAUGGCUACUAAAAUUCUUUCAUGAAGCUUCGUGGUGUUAGUUUUCAGGGAUUCUCGGUAGAACCCUUUUCUUGCUUUUCACAGGUUGAUUCUAAAUUGUUGGUAUUCUGACACAUGUUAUUAGUAUCUCUCACGUUCUUUUUUUCUUUUAUUUGCUGCCUUUCUGCUGGUUUCGGAGAUUAUGGAGUGAAA